AAUACCACCUAUCCCUCCAUCUGACAUCUCUGGUCACAGUAACAGGUAACAACACCAUGUCUCAUUCAACGCUCCCAUAAGUGGGAAAAGAGAGAGAGAGAGAGAGAGAGAUAGAUAGAUAUUUCCUCUCUCCUUUCCUGCAGCUUUAACAUUGCUUUUGCUGUUGCUGUGUCAAACAUCAAACCCAACACAAACCCCUCCCUCAUGCGCGUGAGGCUGUUUCGGUGGAGGAGAUGGUAUCCUUCUGAGAGGUUUGGGUGUGGGUCUGGGGCGUUCUUCUACUAACUAAGAGGGGUGUCAUUAAUGGGUAAUUGUUGGUUUAGGGGGAACUCUUCCAUCCACAGAGUAUCUUCCAAUGCAAAAUCUGAAUCUCCGAAAGUCCGGAGCCCUUCAGCGAAGGAGGGGUUAAAAGAAGGCAGCAGACUGCCCUCGAACCCAAAAGAAGUCGAGGACUUGCGACGAGAUUCGGCCACGAAUCCUCUGAUUGCAUUCACAUUUGAAGAACUCAAGACAAUUACAGGGAAUUUUAGGCAGGAUUAUGUCUUGGGUGGAGGGGGAUUUGGAAGUGUUUAUAAAGGAUAUAUCACUGAAGAUCUUAGGGAGGGAUUUCAACCUCUGCAAGUUGCUGUGAAGGUUCAUGAUGGUGAUAAUAGUUUUCAGGGUCACAGGGAGUGGCUGGCUGAGGUUAUAUUCCUUGGGCAACUUUCGCAUCCGAAUUUGGUGAAACUGGUCGGAUACUGUUGCGAAGAUGAGCACCGAGUUUUAAUAUAUGAGUUCAUGCCUCGGGGUAGCGUGGAAUCAAAACUGUUUUCAAGGGUGUUGCUUCCGCUUCCAUGGUCCACAAGAAUGAAGAUUGCAUUUGGCGCUGCAAAAGGGCUUGCUUUCCUCCAUGAAGCUGAAAAGCCAGUAAUAUACCGAGAUUUUAAAACAUCAAAUAUUUUGCUAGACGAGGAUUACAAUGCAAAACUCUCUGAUUUUGGGCUUGCAAAAGAUGGGCCAGUAGGUGAUAAAUCUCAUGUUUCUACGCGCAUUAUGGGAACUUAUGGGUACGCAGCCCCAGAAUACAUCAUGACAGGGCAUCUGACUGCGAUGAGUGAUGUUUAUAGUUACGGAGUCGUCCUCCUUGAACUACUCACGGGCAGAAAAUCGUUGGACAAGUCCCGGCCGGUUCGCGAGCAGACACUCGCAGACUGGGCCUUCCCAUUGCUGACCCAAAAAAAGAAAGUGUUGAGCAUCGUGGAUGCUAGGCUUGAAGGCGACUAUCCUGUUAAAGCCGUCCACAAGACGGCCAUGCUGGCUUACCACUGCCUUAGCCGUAACCCAAAAGCACGGCCUCUUAUGCGAGACAUCGUAGAUUCUUUAGAACCUCUUCAGCAACCUGCAGAGACUUCUGUAGAGGCAUCUACAGCUGAUGUCAACUAAGUUCCUAUCUCAAAUGGCUCAUGUUUUAGGAAAAUCGUUAAAACUUGUUGAUCUUGCAGACCAAAAAACAUGGGUUUUGGUUUGGAUGCUUAGAUGCAUCCAUUGGUUGAAAUAGAUGCUUUUCUAUUUGGUUUGAUGUACAUGAUUUCAUUCACACUUCUGUAUAAUACCUCAGGGUAUUUAUUCUGCUGACGUUGGGGUUGACGUUGGGGUUGACGUUGGUAACAUAUAAUCUUUCUGGUAGAAUAUUCUCCGUAUAUUUUCUCUCCAUAAAGCAAACAAAGUAAGCACAAAAUAUGCAGUUUCUAAUGAUAAAUAUCUUGUUAUUGAAUGGCU
Ananas comosus (pineapple) is the source of this 1758-nucleotide messenger RNA. RefSeq names its product probable serine/threonine-protein kinase PBL16. The record is from RefSeq and is a predicted model, not a curated record. The transcript has 6 exons. Gene Ontology annotation, molecular function: protein kinase activity; ATP binding. Lineage: Eukaryota; Viridiplantae; Streptophyta; Magnoliopsida; Poales; Bromeliaceae. The coding region runs from base 304 to 1422 and encodes 372 amino acids. Gene Ontology annotation, biological process: protein phosphorylation.